Messenger RNA from Linepithema humile (Argentine ant), 2050 nucleotides. NCBI's taxonomy places the organism in Eukaryota, Metazoa, Arthropoda, Insecta, Hymenoptera, Formicidae. The record is from RefSeq and is a predicted model, not a curated record.
UACGUCGAAAAAAUACGCACACAUCAGCACUGAUCAGCACCUAGCAUUCGUUCGGAUGCGUAACGCCGCAUGUCUAGACAUUCAUAACAGUCUCAUUGGCUCGAGAUAUGACAGUGUGAGGCAUUUGUUGACCGUGUCACGUUAUCUUGCCGUCGUGUCAUCGUACACUUUUCUGAGAACCUGCCGAUAUCUCAGUCGUGACAUUCUAACCACGAACGACGGCCACUCAUUCGUGCUCGCGCGCACGGCAUGGAAGCAUCCUGACUCUCCUGAUGAGGCAACGACGGCGCCGAGAUACGCACCGAGCACACCAUCGACGCACCAUUAGCGAACUUUGGAAUUUCGCACUUUGACCUCCCCUUACGCACUCGACACCUUGGCACGCGUGACUCCAACAUACACACUCACGGUCCCACGCGUCACCGAGAAUGCUGAAUUAGGUAGAGAAACGCAACAUUUAUGUCUUCUAUAAAGCGUACAAAUUAGUAAUAUUUAUUUAUCACCAUGGGAGUGUUUACCUCUGUGAAGCAAUCGACAGUGGUGCAUCUUAUGUUCGCCAUUACAUUUUUUACAUCCGGCUUGAUAAUAAAUUUCUUCCAAUGCAUUUUAUACUUUGGACUGAGACCUUGCUCUAAGUAUCUUUACCGCAAGAUUAAUUACUAUCUCUGCUACUCCUUUUACUGUCAGUUGGUGUUUAUGGCAGAAUGGUGGGCAGGAUCUGACUUAAUAUUGUACAUGGAUAAAGAGAACUUUGACAAAUAUGUCGGUAAUGAGCAUGGCUAUCUUUUGAUGAACCAUAGUUACGAAACCGACUGGUUGAUAGGCUGGCUGUUGUGCGAUCGUGUAAGACUGUUAGGCAACUGCAAAGCAUAUGCCAAGAAGUCGAUACAGUAUAUUCCAACAUUGGGAUGGGCAUGGAAGUUUGCUGAGAGCAUCUUUCUUGAGAGAAGUUGGGAGAAAGAUAAAGAGAAAAUCAAGUAUCAAAUUAAGGAGCUGGUCGAAUAUCCCGACACGAUGUGGCUGCUGCUUUACCCCGAGGGUACACGCUUCACGCCGAAGAAGUUGGAAGCCAGUCAGCAAUUCGCUAUUGACAAAGGUCUCCCGGUGCUGAAGUACCAUUUAACGCCACGCACAAAAGGCUUCACGGCCAGCGUUCCGCACAUGAGAGGCAAAGCGACGGCUAUCUACGAUAUUCAGAUAGCGUUCAAGCCAUCUGACCCGGUGAAGCCGACCAUGAAGAAUCUCCUUCUAGGGAAACGGCAGCAGGGUUAUAUGUAUGUCAAAAGAAUCCCCAUCGAGGAGGUGCCGGAGGACGAUGAGGCUGCCGCUGAAUGGCUGCACAAGCUCUACCAGCAAAAGGAUCGUAUGAUGGAGAGCUUCUAUGAGACCGGCGAUUUUUUUACGACAAGUGGAGUGCCUAGGACAGACACGUUCACGUUAAAGAGAAGAUAUUAUUCCCUCAUUAAUACCAUAUUCUGGUCGGUAGUUGUCCUUGUACCAAUGCUGUAUUACCUUCUAAGGCUCCUCCUAUCCGGCUCGAUCACCUAUUCCAUCGGAGUUGCAAUUAUCUUUUCAUUUUAUCUGCUAAUGUACAAAACUCUCGGAAUGUCAGAAAUCAGUAAGGGCUCGUCAUACGGCGCGGCGGAUGCGAAGAACAAAUAAUUGCCGAAGCGACCGUUGACGAGGAACGACUUCCAGAAAGAGUGCGAAGAUCCAGAGGAGCGAUACGUGUUUAAAAUAAGGAAACAGCGGAGCAGCACACAGGGUGGACGAGCGAAGAACACAUAUACAUUUAAUUAACACUUUUGUGCAAUCCAUUCAGCGAAAAUUGUGUUUCUCUGUAUGGAUUAAGGUAUACACAUACACACACACAUACAUAUACACAGAGGACACACACAUAAGUAUAUACAUGUACAUACAUAUAUAUAUAAUAUAUAUCUAUUGGUAUAUUAUAUAACAUUUACAUAUUUUUUUGCGUUGCAUUUUUUUCUUAUAUAGCAAUUGUUAUUGUUAAAUAAACGUUCAAUCCCAAGGCGGCGAAAUUAACUUA